AUGAAUGAGAAGAAACAUCUGAAAGUGAUAAGGAUGUUGGAAACGAUAGCUGAGACGGCAACAACAUCAGCAGCCCACAUAGCUCAUGAAGAACACGAAUCAUCGGAUGUGGAUGAUGGAUACUCGCUUUACGAGGCUCAUCCACCAACAUUGAGGUUCUCAAACCCAGUGAAAUUUUUUCAUCCCGAUGCUGACAGCAUGGACAGUUAUGGCACAAUUACCAGUCAGGAAAUUCUCGAAGCUUUCGAGAAGGCAAGCGAAGAACUACUGCUGGAUUCUUUCACAAGUAGUGUAGAAUCGCCACCAAAAGCUUCUCUAGACGAUGACUGUCUCUACACGGACCUUGUACAUUCCGCUUCUAUAGAUUCAACACAUGUAUAA
Molecule: messenger RNA, 381 nt
Organism: Cylicostephanus goldi
Lineage: Eukaryota; Metazoa; Nematoda; Chromadorea; Rhabditida; Strongylidae
Source: the annotation of a GenBank genome assembly